UAUUGAGCUUCGGGCCAAUAAGGAGUGAUGAACAAAAAAAAUAUUAAAACCCAAUAAUGCUUAAAAGAUGAAAGUCGGUGGUCCAAAAUUGAACCAAAGCCAUGUGGGCUGGGUUUGACAUAAGCCGAGUUGACGACUGCAUGCCCUUUUCGUAGUGUUAGGCUGCGGGGUGCAGGCCCAGGUGGGGCGCAGCAGGAAUGGGCAGUUGUUGGCAGGCCGUUGGGCAAAGCCCAAUUGCUUUUUCAGUUGCUACGGGCUGAGAGGAAACUGUCACGUUGAACCAAAAAUACCCUAGUAAUGCUUGUUGUGGUCACUAGGGAAGAAAACGGGCGCCGCCGCUUCACGCGGCCGUGUUUUGGGUCAGUGUCGGUUGGGGCGAAGCACGAGUUCAAACUGAAACCCUUGAUUUGGACGAAAAAAUUUCUUUGAACGUCGGGGUGUGAAAACCGUGGGAAUUCGAUUUGAAUCCCUCAAGGAAUCGACGAAAUUAUUCUGGAAUUUCCAAGAACAUUGUUGGAGAUGAUGAAAUCAAUUCCCAAAAACACUACUGCAGGUCGUGAUUUUCUAGAAAAGACGACGAUGUUGUGGCUCGGCUGUAGGCGAGGGUUUCUAUGUUUGGGGUUGACGCCAAAACGGCGUUGGGUUUCUGAGUUCUCAGGUGGAGCCAGCAGCUCCACUGCUCACGGGGUCGGCGGUGCGGCUUCGGACCGCUGCUCUUUAGUGUGAAAUUUAAGCCCAAAUAAAAUACGACCAACCAACGGGCGAAAAUAGUGAAGUGGUGCAUGGUAGUAAACCAAAACUUCGGUGUGGGCAGUUUCGACCGCGGCUACCGGAGUUCACUCCAGCAUUCAUUUUUCGAUUAGGUCACUCUGUGUGCAUUUCUCUCCAACCCUUCAAUGGCCGCGACGUACACCUCUUUAGGAACCCACAGACGACUCGCCGCCGUAACCUCCCAGCUAACCUCGCUUCGCCGCUUUUCUCUCACCGUUACUGAAAAACCAUUGCGGCUGCCUCUGGCGAUUAGAGGGAGGCGGAAGGGCAGGGCGGGAAUUUCCCUCAAGUGCAGUAAUGCGUAUGGCCCAGUGAUGGACGAGAGCGAGAGCGAUUGUGAGAACUACAAUUGCAUGGAGGACGAGCAGUUCGUGCGGUGGUUCCGGGAGGCUUGGCCGUAUUUAUGGGCCCACCGCGGCAGUACCUUCGUUGUGAUUAUAUCGGGUGAAAUUGUGUCCAAUAGCACUUACUUGGAAUCAAUUCUCAAGGAUAUAGCACUUCUUCAUCUCCUGGGGAUCAGGUUUGUUCUUGUUCCAGGACCCCAUGUGCAAAUUGAUGAACUUUUGGCACGAAGAGGAAAGGAGCCAAAGUUUGUUGGUCAGUACAGGGUAACUGACUCAGAUUCCCUAGAUGCUGCAAAGCAAGCGGCUGGGGCGAUAUCUAAGACAAUAGAGGCAAAGCUUUCUCCAGGACCCUCCAUGUGCAAUAUUCGUCGACACGGUGACAACAGUCGUUUGCAUGAGGUUGGUGUCAGCGUAGAGAGUGGUAACUUUCUUGCAGCCAAGAGACGAGGAGUCGUUGCUGGUGUUGAUUAUGGGGCAACAGGUGAAAUCAAGAAAGUUGAUGUUUCUCGCAUGCGUAAGAGGCUUGAUGAUGAUUGUAUUGUGAUAUUGAGCAACCUGGGUUAUUCCAGCUCUGGAGAAAUUUUAAAUUGCAACACUUAUGAAGUUGCAACAGCUUGUGCCUUGGCUAUCGAAGCAGAUAAACUUAUCUGCAUAAUAGAUGGUCCAAUUCUUGACGAGAGUAGACGCCUUAUUCGCUUCUUAACUCUUGAAGAAGCAGACAUGUUGAUUCGUAGGCGGGCUCAGCAAAGUGAGACAGCUGCUAGCUAUGUGAAAGCUGUCGAUGAAGAAAAUCUGUCUGGUUUUGGAUAUGAUGAUCAUAAUGCUACUCACCAGAAUGGGAGGGCUUUUAAGCAAAAUCAUACUGCAAGGUUUCACAACGGUGUUGGUUUUGAAAAUGGGAAUGGAUUGUGGACUGGUGAACAAGGUUUUGCUAUUGGAGGUCAUGAGCGGCUAAGUCGAUUAAACGGUUACCUUUCAGAAUUGGCUGCUGCGGCCUUUGUCUGCAGGGGAGGUGUUCAAAGAGUACAUCUGUUAGAUGGCACUAAAGGGGGCAUGUUGUUGUUGGAAUUGUAUAAAAGAGAUGGAUUGGGGACAAUGGUGGCUAGUGACCUGUAUGAAGGAACCCGGAUGGCUAGGGCAUCUGAUUUCUAUGCAAUAAGACAAAUUAUACAACCUUUAGAAGCAGCCAGCACAUUGGUUCCAAGAAGUGAUGAACAGCUACGUGAAGAAUUGGAUUGCUUCAUUGUGGUGGAAAGAGAAGGCCAAAUCAUUGCAUGUGCUGCUCUUUUCCCUUUCCCAGAGGAGAAAUGUGCAGAGGUUGCUGCUGUUGCAGUUUCUCCUGAUUGCCGCGGUCAAGGGCAGGGUGAUAAAUUACUUGAUUACAUUGAGAAGAAGGCAUCCUCUCUUGGAUUAGAAAAGCUGUUCGUGCUCACAACACGCACUGCAGACUGGUUUGUGAGGCGUGGUUUUUCACAAUGUUCAAUUGAAUCAAUACCAGAGAGGCGGCGGACAAAGAUCAUUCUGUCCCGUAAAUCCAAAUAUUAUACGAAGCACUUGUUACCAGACACUAGCGGAAUUACUGUUAACAGGGUGUUCACAUGAGGUUGAAAAUGCUGGCGGCAAAUCCUCUCCCCACCGGGUUUAGCUGCUGAAUCAUGGUCGAUACAACUUCAACAAUUUCAAUCUGGUUCCGGGAUCAUCUGAGGGGAAAAUUUAUCAUUGUGUUUGAGUUAUGAGUUUUUUAUCUAAACCGACGAUCUUUAUGUCACACUGAUGGAAUAACGAAUUUUCUUAAUAAAUGAUCGGCGAAAUUGAUUUUAUAUAAUAAAUCAAUAUUUGGAAGUGCUUGCCUGAA
Messenger RNA from Pyrus x bretschneideri (Chinese white pear), 2970 nucleotides. RefSeq names its product probable amino-acid acetyltransferase NAGS2, chloroplastic. Gene Ontology annotation, biological process: L-arginine biosynthetic process. The record is from RefSeq and is a predicted model, not a curated record. Lineage: Eukaryota; Viridiplantae; Streptophyta; Magnoliopsida; Rosales; Rosaceae. Gene Ontology annotation, cellular component: cytoplasm. The transcript is spliced from 11 exons. The coding region runs from base 897 to 2717 and encodes 606 amino acids. Gene Ontology annotation, molecular function: L-glutamate N-acetyltransferase activity, acting on acetyl-CoA as donor.